Messenger RNA from Emiliania huxleyi CCMP1516, 972 nucleotides. RefSeq lists its product as hypothetical. NCBI's taxonomy places the organism in Eukaryota, Haptophyta, Isochrysidales, Noelaerhabdaceae. Gene Ontology annotation, cellular component: nucleus. Bases 7 to 642 code for a protein of 211 amino acids. The record is from RefSeq and is a predicted model, not a curated record. The transcript is spliced from 2 exons. Gene Ontology annotation, biological process: positive regulation of DNA-templated transcription. Gene Ontology annotation, molecular function: transcription coactivator activity; chromatin DNA binding.
CUCUUUAUGGAGAACCCACAGACCUCGGGAGGCCAGCCGGUGCCGAUGGCCGGCGAGAUGUUUGUGCUGAGCCGUCGCGGGCUCGCCUUCACCGCCAGCAGCGGCAGCCGCAAGUUUCAGGCCGGUGGCCAGCUCUUCCUCUCGCCGCUGCGCAUCGUCUUUGUGGCAGAGGAGUCGUCCGGGAGCGGGCUGCUGGGUACCCUCUUUGGCGCGUCCAAGGCCAACGUGCUGGCCUUCGACCUGCCGCUCGCGACCCUCGAGAGAGAGAGCUUCAACCAGCCCAUCUUUGGCGCAAACAACCUCACGGGCGUCAGCCCUCCGCUCCCGGGCUCGGCCUGCGACGGAGCCGACAUUCACUGGUGCCUCUCCUUCCAAGACGGCGGCGUCGGCACCUUCCUCCCCAUCUUUUUCGGCCUGCUCGCCGAGAUGCGCUCACGCCUCGAGGCUGAGCGGAGCGGUGCGGCCGGUGCGGCGGCCGGCGGGUCCACAGAGGUGCCGACGGCAUUCGCAGUCGCGGUGCCUGAGACGGCGGUGGCCGAGGUGGUGAGGGCGGCGUAUGUGGACCCUUCGGACCCGACCAAGCUGUACGUCGAGGCAGCUGGCCCGCGCGCGAGGAGGGGCGGCCACAGCUUUCGCGAGUGAGGUGUCGUGGCAAGCCUCGAUAACGCCCCAGGCCUCCAGGGUUGUGGAUCGGCCGGGGCAGGGGCUGGGCGUGUUGUACUCUCUGGGUGGCUGCCGGGCCGACAGCGGACAGGGCGGGCGCGAUCGCGACGCGGACUGCAGAAAUCUCGUGCGUCGUGUGAGCUCGUGUGACAAAGUUUACUCUCAGAUGGCUAGCCAGAUGUGCUCCGAGGUGCGACGUCUCUCGUCUGUGCUCGGCCAAGGCCGACUGCACGCUAUAAAGGCGCUACACGCGGCGUGCCGGCGUGACGUACACGUAGGGUUGCCUAACGUUAGGAGCUGAACAGUGUU